Messenger RNA from Betta splendens (Siamese fighting fish), 3439 nucleotides. It is a transcript of the gene sack1fa, whose product is annotated as family with sequence similarity 83 member Fa. Bases 182 to 1948 code for a protein of 588 amino acids. NCBI's taxonomy places the organism in Eukaryota, Metazoa, Chordata, Actinopteri, Anabantiformes, Osphronemidae. The transcript has 5 exons. The record is from RefSeq and is a predicted model, not a curated record.
GUGUGCCAUGAAGUAGAUUGGUCAAAUGUACCAUGUUUGCUUUAAAUGUGUUUACAGUUUAUUUAAGUAGUAUCACUUUUAUUACACAAAUGUUCAUACAGUGUGUUUUUCUUCAGAUAUAUGCUCCACUUACACCUACAGGUAAUUUCAAAACAGGUUUUCAGUACAUGUGGAUUAUAUCAUGCUGGAGGGUUAUCAACGGGAAAUGGGUCGAAUCCCAGAGCAGAGUAAGUCCCGCCCACUGACUCUACCUGCGCGACACCUGAGCACCUGCUGUACCUGUCGGCACAGGCAGCGCGGCGCCGCAGACGCAGCAGCGACCGUAGGGGAACCGGAACGUGCGAUGGCGGAGUCUCAGCUGCUGUGCAUGGACGACGAGCACGUCAACGAGAAGAUCCCGGAGUCCAGACCCGAGUUCUACUACAGCGAGGAGCAGCGGGCGGCUCUGGAGCAGCUGCUGAGGAACGGAGACGGCGCCUACAAGACGCGCCUCAAAGUCGACAACGUCAAGGACUUUCUCUCCGCCAGGGAGGUGAAAUGCAUCCGCAAAACCUUUCAAGACUACGACACGGACAGCGACUCAGAGUCCGGCGAGCACGAGAAGUCCAAGGAGUCCUCCAGCGCCGACUCCGGGGUCCACUCCACCUACUGGCCCCAGAUGUCCGACACCGAGGUCCCGUCCCUGGACAUCGGCUGGCCCGGCACCAGCGGCGUGUACAAGGGGGUGACCCGGGUGUCCGUGUACAGCCACCCACCCAAGGAGCCCGGUCCGCACAUCAAGGAGGUGGUGAGGAGACUCAUACAGGAGUCACGCAAGGUGGUGGCCAUCGUCAUGGACCUCCUGACCGACCUGCAGAUCCUCCAGGACCUGCUGGAUGCCUCGUCACGGCGCGGCGUGGCUGUUUACGCGGUGCUGGAGGCCAGGGGAGUGCCCCACUUCCUGGACAUGUGCACUCGGCUGCAGAUCACUGCAGUGCAUCUGCGGAACCUCCGCGUGCGCAUGGUUAGAGGCGCAGGGCUGGCGCUGUCCUUUGGAAAGCUGCCCGGCUCCUUGAGCUCCAAGUACAUGCUGGUGGACGGAGAGAGGGUCAUGUUCGGGUCUUACAGCUUCACCUGGAGCUCGUCUCGGAUGGACAGGAACACGAUCACGGUGAUGUCGGGGCAAAUCGUGGAUUUCUUCGACAGCGACUUCAGGGAGCUGUACGCCGUGUCUGAACAGGUGGACCUCUACAAGGAGUUCAGCAUCACCAAACCGCCGAUCUCCAGCCCCGUCAAGAAGCCGAAGGUGGAGCCGGUUCGACCUCUGGCCGUCUCCACGUCGCGCUUUCAAGUGUCAGUCGGGGACUCGAAACAGAUCGACCUGAAGGUCCCUGCUCAUAAGUACCACAAUCCUAAGUACUCGCUAGUGUUUGGAAACAAUGUGGGCCUCACACGUUCCUUACAAGACCUCUCAAGUCCAAGCGACUCACUGAUUGGUGGAAUGAGCCAGAAAGGCUUCCUGGAAAACGGCUUCUCUAACGUCAAAAGUAGCAGCAAGGAAAAGGUGGGAAGAGCCUCCCCUGGCUCACACAUGGAGGAGGAGGCGGAGGAUGGAAAGGAAGCAUUUAAGAAGACUCACUCACCUGGUGUGAAGAAGCAGCGCAGCUCCUUUAGGCACUUCUUAAAAGGCAGGGCAGCCAAUCAGAGCACAGAGACUAUAGAAGAAGGCACGGCCUCUCCUCAGAGCACCUCCCCCACCUGUAGAGUGUCAGAGACAAACGGCUCGGCAGGAAACGAGCUGGAUGACUCAUCCGAGAUCACCGACAAACCAGGGCCGCUGAAAUCCAAAACCAAAAAGGCCUCGAAACACAUUCAGAGAAGCGUGUCUCUGCAGACCAUCAAUACAGGAGACGAAGACGGUUUCAAAAGUCGCCGCCGGCAUCAGAAGAAGAACUGCAUCCAGUCCUGAAAUCAAAACCAGGAAGACGAUCUGCCACAAAAGUCAGAAGCACCUGGAUGAUGAGGAUCAUGUGCUUGUACGGCUCAGUCACAGGAUCGCCUCGCUUUAACCAGGUGACACUAGGACGGAGGGAAGGCAGUGGCUGCUCCGCUGCAGCCGGGGUGAAAGUCCGCAGCUGUGCCCUCGUGGGAGCCUCUAAACAGCUGUUAGAGUUCAGCUAAGCACGGGGGCGACCUUUCAGCCAAAGGCAGAUCCGAUCGCCGUCAGUUUGUUGGGCUUUUGUAUUAAAUUAUUCCACCGUUAAAGUGCCUUCGCUCUUGUAUGUUUGAAAGUAAACACCCCAGAGUAGUCGUCGUGGGACGUCCCUGGUUUCUAUGGAGACGGGAAAAGUGAUCAGUUUGCAGAGGAGCCUUGACAACAGAGCGGGUGUUCAUCAGAGUCUGCUGCUCUGCUGUAAAUAAUGCAGUUCUGUGGCGGCAGCAGCACUUUUCUCUUUGCACUUUUGGACUUUUUGUCCAGUUUAAACUGGGAAUUAUUAAAAUGUGAAUCCUUGAAAUGAAAGGUUGAUUUGAUUUUUGUAGCAGAAAUGAAAUAAAGAUGUGUUUUACAGCCGAUUAAAUGUCUAUUAGAAUUAGUUUACACACACGGAGCGGAAGAUUCAAAAGGUGAACUCCUUAAUUUUAUAACUGCCAUCAUGUACAGAGGUACCUGCACAACCUUAUAGUAGUAUAUAAUAAUAACCAAAAUCACAGAUGGAGAAAGUGUCUUCAGCAGUUUUUGGGUUAGUUCUAUAAAGUCUGUUUUGUAAAGGUGAAAAAAUCACAUAAUACUAUUAAGCGUUGAAAAGGUGAGUAACGUUACACCUCACGGCCCAGAGAAAACGAUGGCGGAACAAUAGAGCUGCAUUCUGUGGUAUUCACUGUAACUUUCACCCACAGCCUGUAGAAACCCAGAGGAUCAUGUGCUGUGUCAUCAUCUUCUUGGUCAACGUUCCAUCCUCUGUUUUCAGAGCAGAGGUUGCAGACACACCACCUGGUACGUUCUAAAGGCAGCCUUGUGUUUGUUGUGUGUCCGUUUUCCAGUAGAUUGGAAUUAACUUCCAUGUUUGAGCAUCAGACAUCUCCUUCCUGUCUUUGUAGGGGAUUUAAUUGGACCAGUUUAUGGAGUCCAUUGUUUGAUCAAAUGGAUUUUCAUCUGCUGUACCCUGUAUCUGUGUUGAUGAAAACAGAGCUGUUUUGAGCCAUCGCUCCUCCAAAUAGUGUGAAUUCAUUGGAUCCUAUUCUGAUGUUACUGUACAAUGAAACUGAAGCUAAAAAAUCCAGACUACAAUGAACAAAAGCCAACUGACAAAAUGUUGCUCCUGUGAUCGAAGAACACCCUUUUCUUUCCUUCCUUUUUUAAAAAACUAAAAUUUACUUUUAAUGUCAGUCACUACAAUUAAUGUAAAUACUGUAUAAUAUAUACUAAACAACAAUUAUUGUCCCCAGCAACUAAUUUAAA